Lottia gigantea (owl limpet) is the source of this 1412-nucleotide messenger RNA. RefSeq lists its product as hypothetical. Gene Ontology annotation, molecular function: nucleotidyltransferase activity; tRNA binding; double-stranded RNA binding. Gene Ontology annotation, cellular component: cytoplasm. Lineage: Eukaryota; Metazoa; Mollusca; Gastropoda; Lottiidae. The annotation marks the transcript as partial. The transcript is spliced from 5 exons. Gene Ontology annotation, biological process: regulation of translational fidelity. The record is from RefSeq and is a predicted model, not a curated record.
AUGGUUUAAUGGCUCACAUUACCAGAAUGAAGCCAGGGUGUAAAACAUUGCCACUUGGAUCAGAAUUGUUUGAAACUGAAAGGAUGAAGCAGGUCAUUGUAGAUAAAUGCAGACUCUUUGCAGGGUGUUUGUAUGGACAACUGAACGAAGUUGGAUCAACACUAUUUUCAACUAGUCAUAUGUUAGGGUACUCUAAAUAUUUAGAAUUAGAUAUGGUAGGAUUCGCUGUAAAUGCUGUUUCAGCUCUGGCUAUUUUAUGGGUUCCAAAGGGUUUGGUUAUCUUACCAUGGGUUAUCUUAUUUGGGGGAAUCCCACAAUUCAUAGUUGGUUCAGUUUCUUUUUCUCGAGGGUUGACAUUCGAGAGCUGUGCAUUUUUCACGUUAGGGUCAUUGUGGACAAUUUGGGGAUCAGUGAAAGGUCUUGGCGUGCUGGAUGCUGAUCAUUCUAUCGCUGCUGCUGCUGGUUGUAUUGCUUUCAUUGCGGUUGGGUUGUUACUACUAGGAUUGGCAACUGUAAUCAGUGUUAGCUGGGUUAUCCUAAUCAUACUCUACAUCUUAUUAGUGGUCGGCUUUCUGUUACAAACUUUGUCAGUUUCUGGUAUUGAUGUGUACCUAGUGGUUAUCAGCAUAGCUUUUGCUGUGGUCUGCAUCUAUUGUUUUCUGGCGUCUGUUACAAAGUCUCUUAUGGGGCGACCUUUAAUACCUACUGGAAAACCUAUAGUACAAGUUAGUUAUUUGCAUUCACAAGGAGACAAAGCAUUAUGGUGUGAUGCUAGAAGAGCCAGUGGGGUUAAACACAUUGCAGAAAUCUUAAAUAAUGGGGGUAUAUGUGGUGUACCAACAGACGUCGUAUAUAUAUUAGCAGCAGCUCUCAAAUUCCCUAAAGCAGUUGAGCGAGCCUAUAAAACAAAAAAACUUGCUGAAGAUCGUCCAAUGUCAAUGUGGAUUUCGAAAAGAGAACAGUUAUCAGCUGGUAAAGAAGAAUUCGGUGAGCUACUAUGGGAUUUAAUGCAAGAAGUUUGGCCGUCAACCAUUAGUUUGGUUAUCAAAAAAGGUCCUUGGGUGCAGAGUUUAGGGGUUGAUUUUGCUGAGAAAUAUAUUGGAAGAACUGAUAGUAUUGCUGUCAGGAUGCCUGAUAACACAGUAACAUCACAUCUGAUAGAUCAAGUUGGUCCAAUAUCUGUAAGUUCAGCCAAUCCUACCGGCGAGGCGGAUACCACACAUCAUUUACAGGUUCUAGCUAAACUUGGUUUGAAAAACUGUGAUGGUAUCUUGUGCGCUGGACCCUCACCUGAAAAUGCGGCUUCAACUGUAGUAGAUUGUAGACAAAUCAACGAAGGCAAGUUAGGCUUCUUCAGAAUUGGUAUUGUUCCCAAAAGUAGAGUUGAAGAGCUAUUUGAAAAAGUUCGAAGC